UCCGUAAAAUAAUUGUCUAGUCAUCUCCUUCUUCCUUUUUAUCCUUUUGAAUAUUUUACUCCAAUAAAAUUCCCAAUUUCUUCAUCAAAAAGGCAGUUUCUCAGAUCAAAAAUCCAAUUAUUUCCUAACCGAUCCAACUAAAUCAAUUUUUUUUUCCCGAUCAGAUCUAUAAAGUUAUAUAUAUAAUGGGUGGUUUCAUAUCACGAUUUUGGUUCAUGAUGUUUCCCGCAAAAGAGUAUAAGAUCGUUGUAGUUGGAUUAGAUAACGCUGGUAAAACGACGACGCUUUAUAAGUUACAUUUGGGUGAGGUUGUUACUACUAACCCUACUGUUGGUAGUAAUGUUGAAGAACUUGUUUAUAAGAACAUUCGAUUUGAGGUCUGGGAUCUUGGCGGGCAAGAAAGACUGAGGACGUCAUGGGCUACUUACUAUCGUGGAACUCAUGCUGUUAUCGUAGUUAUCGAUAGCAGUGACAGAGCCCGGAUUUCCCUUAUGAAGGACGAGCUGUUCAGGUUACUCCCACACGAGGAUCUGCAAAACGCAGUUGUACUAGUCUUUGCGAACAAACAGGACCUUAAAGAUGCGAUGACCCCUGCAGAGAUAACCGAUGCGCUUUCCCUUCAUAACAUCAAGAACCAUGAUUGGCAUAUUCAAGCCUGCAGUGCCCUUACUGGUGACGGUUUAUACGAUGGUUUAGGAUGGAUUGCACAGAAAGUUCCUGGGAAAACACCAACCUAGACGGCGUCAGACAAAUGAAUAUGUUUUUUUUUUUUUAAUGUAUUCACGGGAUUAAUAUGAAACUCCAUGCCCUUGUUGUAAGUUUUUAUGUGUACUUGAUACUAUCAUAUUGCAUUUCCUUGAGACCUGCUGGCUUUGAUACAUCUGACCCAUUGUUUGGACAGUGAAAAGUAUGACAAAGUCUAUAUCAACCGGAAAUAGAGUUGGCAAAAUGUAAAAGUAGGUGAUUUCACUCAGUGAGUGAGUUUGCAUCAAACAUUACCCUUCUUAACUCUGUUUUCUCUAUGUUAUUUCAGCUUCAUCUUUACCUCUCAA
Lycium ferocissimum is the source of this 1052-nucleotide messenger RNA. RefSeq lists its product as uncharacterized. Bases 186 to 737 code for a protein of 183 amino acids. The record is from RefSeq and is a predicted model, not a curated record. The transcript has 2 exons. Gene Ontology annotation, cellular component: trans-Golgi network; cytoplasm. Gene Ontology annotation, molecular function: GTPase activity; GTP binding. Lineage: Eukaryota; Viridiplantae; Streptophyta; Magnoliopsida; Solanales; Solanaceae. Gene Ontology annotation, biological process: protein localization to Golgi membrane; vesicle-mediated transport; intracellular protein transport.